GCGCGCACUACCAGAGUAAAAAUAUCAGCUCUGUACAUAGCCGUUGGUUUCCAUAUUUUGUGUAUCACUAAUGUCAAAUGUCAUUCAAAUAGAGAAUCGAUACGUUAUCCGAGAAGUGAAUUUCGUGUUAAAUUUUAUAAUUUUUAAAUAUUUUUCGUGUGAUAAUAAUCAUGGUAAAGACAGUUCCAACACGAAAUACAAAAAGGGUUGCGCAAAUAUCCAGAGCGAAAAAGACAAACUUGCCAGAUGGCACUGGGCACAAGAGAUUGGGAAUGAAGAUUGAAAUUCGUAGACAUAGCUGUAAAAAAAAAUGGGUUCAGUCAAUGGUGAAGUUUGUUAAUGAUUCAAAGAGGAAGGUCACGUUGGCAGUACUCAACUUGAUUCAAGAGGCAGAGAAAUGGCAAGAGGAAACUUUUGCGAAAUUUGAUCUGAUUCAAGAACGAAUAGUCAAUAAUUUCAGUCCACCGGACAUCUCCGAAUUAGAAAGAGAUGAUGAUUAUGAUGAUGGUGAUAGUGAUAGUGAUUAUGUCGAUGAUGUUAUUGUCGUUGACGAUGAUGACGAUGAGGAUGAUGUUAUUUUUAUGGGCGAGUAUGUUAAUGAUCACAUUGUUAAAGUUGAAUUACCGCAGCAGCAAAACAAUACGCUCGCACCAUCACUCCCAACUCCGUUCCAAGCUGAUGUUAAGGUAAAAUUACCGAAACCACAAAAAGAUUUGGUCUGUCCAUCAGCACCAAGUACGAUCUCAUCUAAUGGCAAACCAGAAGUGAACAAAAGUAGUGAAUUACUAGUUGAAUUACCAUCAUUGCCAUGCUUGUUACAACCUGACGGCGAAGUACAAUCGCAACAUCAAAACAGAAACAGAUCCAUGCCAAGCACGAGCACAGCUAAUGUCGCAUCACCACAGAAAAUUGUGUCUUUAUCAAAGGCAAGUCCGCUUCGAGCUGAUGUUGCAGACAAAUCGCCGCAAAAACCAAAAAAUUUGAUCAUCCCAUCAGUGCCAGAACUAAUAUUCGAUAAAAUGAGCGACAGUAAAGCAAAAAAUUCGACGAAAAAGUCAAUGAAUUUCCAGCCAAAAGUGCCAAGUCAGAUCGAAAAGAGGCAAAAAGUAUGCACCGUACCAUCCUUUGUUCCACUACGAAAAAAAUCAAGUUUUUUGCACAGCUCUAUACGUGCCCUAUCGAAAAAUGAUGCAAAUGAAUCAACUGACGAACAAAUUCCACCAUCAAGUGAAAUUAAAACACCCGAAGCAAAGAUUGUUGAUUCAUGCACUCAAAAAGGACCAAUCGUCGAAACUGAGCAACUUUCAAUCUUCAAACAAUUCGAGGCUGCACGGAAGCUAUUCUUCGAAAUUGAGAAACGUAAACAAGAAGCUGCAAAACUGGCCACAGCAACAGAGCAACAAGCCGACAUCUAAAGUGCUGCGUGCUCAAUUCAUUCUCAUCCAAACUGUGUUCAUACAACAAUUAAUGUUUCACAUCUUAAGUAAUAAUAAUU
Contarinia nasturtii (swede midge) is the source of this 1495-nucleotide messenger RNA. RefSeq names its product eisosome protein SEG2-like. The coding region runs from base 171 to 1415 and encodes 414 amino acids. NCBI's taxonomy places the organism in Eukaryota, Metazoa, Arthropoda, Insecta, Diptera, Cecidomyiidae. The record is from RefSeq and is a predicted model, not a curated record. The transcript has 5 exons.